This is a messenger RNA of Parnassius apollo (apollo), 300 nucleotides long. The record is from the annotation of a GenBank genome assembly. NCBI's taxonomy places the organism in Eukaryota, Metazoa, Arthropoda, Insecta, Lepidoptera, Papilionidae.
AUGGAGGAAAUGUUAUCAAACAUUGAAAAAUGUGAUCCAAAAAAAUCAAGAAAAAGAAAAAGUGAUACGACAAAGUGGAAACGUAAGGCGGUGCAAAUAAAACGAUAUAAAAGCAAAGGAUUGCCAAUAUUUCCUCGAUGUGGCCAUGACAAAAAAGCGUUCAAAUGUGAUAAAUUGACAGCGCAAGACAUAAGAAGGUUUCAUGAAAAUUUCUACAAAUGCAAAACCAAGAUAUCUCAAGAUAAUUUCAUCCUAAAGUACUGCACGGUAAAUAAAGCAAAAAAACAAAUGUCAUUUUAG